CUUGGUGGAAGGAGGAAGCCCGGCGAAGGGGACCCCAGGAAGUGACCUCACUUCCCUGGCAACAGAGCCCAACAGAACUUGGAACCUGGGUGGCCAGGCACCCACUUCUCCAGGAAAGGACAGAGGAAGGAUGGACUUGCUCUGUUGCGCCCCCAUCUCCCGAGGCCGAAGCCGCAGGAGAGGGCCCAGAGGAGGAAACCUCAUCGAAAGCAGCAGACGAUGGAUCAGCACCCAGGGCAGACGCCUUCGGGCCUUUGCCCGCAGGGGCCCAGAGAGCCCCCCACCUGAGCCCCGCCAGGAGCUGGGCGAGGAAGGCAGAAGGUCUCCAGUUGAAACGCCCCCCAGGCCGCCCCCCAGGGGCCUCUCCCGGGCUCAUAGGGAGCUCAGAACAUCCAGCUCUGGGACCGAGGACAGACACCAUCUGGGCCUGAGAGCCCUGGAUGGCCUGGCCCCCCCUGAGGCCCAGCCUGAAGCUCCCGCAGGAGACCCACAGCCAGAGGCGAAGACACCACCCGGGCAGGAAGAACCUGCAGCCUCUCUGGCCCCAGCCCCAGACACUGACGGGCAUUUUCCUCCGCUGGAGGAAAACGGUUCUCCGGCUCCUGCAGGAGACCAAGGGCCACAGGAGAAUCCAGCAGCAGCCCUGCAGGAAGAGCCUGCACUGCCUGCUCCAGCAGCCCCUAGACUAAGUCCUGAGCUGGCUCAGGCAAGAGCCCCAGGCCAAUUUCCAAAACCACCUUCCCCAAAGCCCCCUCCGCCCCUGCAAGUGCCCUCCCUAGCAGCUGCCCAAAAGCCCCAUUCACCCUCUCCCCCUCCCGAAAUGUACUCUCCUUCCCCUCUCGCCAUUUGUCUUUGGAUGUGUAUUGAUUUCCUAUUUCUCUUCCACGUUAUGUAUGGUGUAAUUUACUUUAUGUUUUAGAAAUAAAAUUUGCAAGGUGCA
Sus scrofa (pig) is the source of this 940-nucleotide messenger RNA. RefSeq lists its product as uncharacterized. NCBI's taxonomy places the organism in Eukaryota, Metazoa, Chordata, Mammalia, Artiodactyla, Suidae. The record is from RefSeq and is a predicted model, not a curated record.